CCAUGUACAUGUGUUAUAUUUUAUUUCUCUGUAAUUUAUAACUAUCAAACAGCAGUUAUUCCAAAAAAGGAGUGUCGCUCGCCCUCGUAAAAAAAAAAUCAGAAUACUCUGUGAAUCUUCAUGUCCAGACGAGGAAGAUACUUACAGUUGAAGACGCAUAUUAAUGAAUGAUUGGGUGACUCUCACUUCCCGACAGGAAAUCUCAACUUAUGAUGGGGAAACAAAACAUAUUCACCAAUUUGUAGAUCUGAAUCUUUACUGAAAUCAUGGAGAAGUUGUACACAUUUAUGUUUCUUGGAUUACUUCUGUAUUGUUUAACACCUGUUAUGAGCUCUAUAGCAAAAGGAAAAUAUAAAGAAUCCGAGGAUAGACCACUGCAGAGAAAGAAAAGACAGUGUGCAGGAUCAGGAUUUGCAAGUAUAGUCAGCGGUUGCAACUUACCAAACGUUUCAAUUAAUACCUCAUCCUAUACGAUACCAACUGGUAGUUCAGUGACCCUAGAAUGCACGGUAUCAGGACAAAGUACAAUAACAUCAGUCUACUGGACCAAGUAUACAGAUACCGAUACUAUAAGUAUAACCUCCAGCACAGAUUCAAACAGGUACAGAGGAAGUACUCCAAACACACCAUCUUUGACUAUAGUUAGUGCUGUACUUGGUGAUGUAGGACAAUACAGAUGUUCUGCUGUUAACAGCGAUGGGACAGGACAUAGUCCUAGUAACACCACACUUCAUGUCACAAGUCAGCAAGAACCGUGUGGAGGAAACUUUACAGCAAAAACAGGAACAGUUGUUUUUCCCGCCAUAAAUGAUGGAAAACCCUGCUUUUAUCGGAUUUCUUUACAGACGAAUUAUAUAGUAUCAAUUAGUUUUAACAAUAGAAGAGGCUGGUCAGAUAUUGGAUACACAAUAAAGAUUUAUGAUGGUUCUAGCAGCAGCGGUGCUUCAAUAACCACAAUAAUAAGGUUUAACAGCCCUUCUUAUUAUAACUCAUCAAAUAACAACAUGUUUAUUGAAUAUUCUCGUUUUGGUCCUGGAUCAGACAGUAUAGAGGCGUCAUAUCAAGGCAUCAUGAAAGUCUUGCCCUCAACUCUAGAAACCCCAGCGGCAUCAUAUUCAAAACAUGUCGGAGAACAGGUAACUUUAUCCUGCCCAUUGCAAUUAGUCGGAAUCAGAUUACAAAGAAUAGAGUGGACAUUUAUUAACAAAACAGGAUAUAGCAUUGACCCAAUUAAAUUUUCCUUUCCUUUAAUGAAAUACCAAGGAGCUUCCAUCUACACUCCAUCUCUCACUAUAAAAAAAUUAGAUCAUAGCGAUAAUGGAAUAUACAGGUGUCGGGCCAUAAAUGCGACUAGUUCAACAAUUAGUUUACCUGUGGUUCUCACAGUCAGUACAGUAACAACUAGUUUACCUGUGGUUCCCACAGACAAUACAGUAACAACUAGUUUACCUGUGGUUCCCACAGACAAUACAGUAACAACUAGUUUACCUGUGGUUCCCACAGACAAUACAGUAACAACUAGUUUACCUGUGGUUCUCAUAGUUACUACAGAAACGACAACUAUUACAGCAAGGCCUCCAGAUGUUUCAACAGAUGAAACGUUAAUAAACGUUAUAUAUGGACACUCAGCAAAGCUCUCUUGUACAGUCUCUACAAAUUCGCCAAUACAAACGGUCACGUGGGAAAAAGAAAUUGGUUCUACAGUAGAAAAAAUAAAGAUAGACAGUAAUAAGGGAAAAUAUCAGGGUGGAAACGUUACAAAUCCUUCACUUACUAUCCUGAAUGUUGAUGGGAGCGAUAGCGGAAAUUAUACCUGUACUGCUAGUAAUAGUAUAGGAGAUGGAAGUGCGGAAACUAUACGGAUCGUUGUGAUUGAUAUAGAUGAAUGUCAGAACAAUACCAUAAAUAAUUGUAUACAGGAUUGUGAAAACACAUUUGGUUCAUUUGUUUGUCGUUGUUGGAGAGGCUACAAUGGUGAUGGGAACAUGAAUUGUAAAGUAGACAACACUCAAAUAGCAACAUAUUUAAGAACUGCAGUGAUUUCCAUAACUGUUGAAGGGCCAUAUAAAUGGAAUGCCAGCUUGUAUGACGUUGAUUCUAACUAUUAUAAAUACUUCACAUCACAGUUUGUUAAAGCGGUUAAUGAAAUUGGCCAAACACAUCCUGGAUACAGAGAAGCAAAGGUUUUAAGUUUAAGACCUGGAAGCAUUGGUGUUGAUCAAGGAAUCAUAAUGGACAGGUCAUCAAAUUUAUCAACGCUGCUUCAAACAAUACAAAUGAACGUUGCUAUGCAAACAUUUGGAAAAUUCACAGUCACGAAUGAAACUAUUCGGAGCGUCCAGGGUUUGGGAUAUAUUACUAAUAUCACUAUGAACGAAACUGUGACUGUAACUGAAGGAGCCACAGCUACAGUAGAAUGUAAAGUGGAUGCAGUAUCCAUUACUGGGAAUAUUGAAUAUCAUUGGAAGCUAAAUGAUGUUAAAAUAAAGCCAACAAAGAUAUCUAGAAUACAAGUGAUGUACAGUAAGAUAACAAGUACAAAAUACCACUCUACUCUAGUGAUAAAAAAUUUAAAGAAACAUGAUAAAGGAAAUUUGACAUGCGAGGCAAGACUUGGUAACAACACUGCAAACAGAUCCACCCAGAUAAGUCUUUAUACGUUCAAACUUGAAAGUGACUCAUCGGUUGUUAUGAAUGGAAGUGAUAUCAACGUCACGUGUACAAUUCUACCCUCUACUAAAUCAGCGAAACAAAACUUGAAAAUGUGUUUAAAUGGAAAGGAUAUUUCUGAUUCCCGGGUGAUUUUCAGUGCUAACAUUGCAGCGUUGUAUUUGACCACCUUGAAAACCCAUACAACUGUUGGGUGUAGUUGGAAAACUGACGAAGAUUGCUCCGAAACCAGGACAAUUAGUGUAAUUAAUCCUAAAAUUAUACCAUGUCUAGAAGAAGUUGACGCAAACAAUAUAACAUGGGAGAAAACUUAUCCUGGUAUCACCAAUAAACAAUCGUGCCCAUCUGGAUAUACAGGUUUAGCUUCCAGAUACUGUCAAUUUAAUAAUUACACAGGCCUGUGGAGAGAACCAAACUUAGUGUUAUGCACUAGAACAGUAUUUGCAUCGAUUUCAGAACAACUACACCAUAUCCAAGAUGGCUUACAAGUGGAUAAAUUGGCUAAUGUUUUGAAAGUGUUUUCAAAUGAGAGUAAAGAUAUUUUAAAUAGCAACAAAACAACUGCGAGUGAUAUCAGAUCCGGUGUAGAGAUUUUAAAAGCAGCAUCAGAAAUUGUUUCUUAUAGAGAGGAUACUAUUACAGAAGAGGAAACAGAUGAUUUUUUUGCUGCCACAGAUAACAUAUUAUCAAGUAAAACAGACAAGUCAUGGAAAGAAUUUUAUAGCAAGACUGGAGAAAAUAAAGCAGGUCAAAUGAUGAGCAUUGUGUCAAAUGUUAGCGAAUCAGUUUUAAAGUCCCUUCAAAAAAACGAAUCUAGAAGUAUUGUCGGAGAAAAUAUUGUUUUAGAAAUUGGAAAUGCAGAUAUUGGUGACGUUAAGUUUCCAGGACAUGAAAUUCUAAAUAAAACAACGAGUUUUCCAAGCAAAGUAGUUCUAUUAGAAAAGACAAUUGCCAAUAGUUUAAAGACAAAUGGUUCAGUUCAGUACACAGCUGUCUUAUAUAGAACUAUGUCACAACUGCUACCAAACAGUAACAACGUGUCAGAGAAAAUAGUUGGGUCACCAGUUAUGGCGUUUUCAAUUCCACAAGAUCAAAUUGUGAAUAAGCUGAGCCCACCUCUUCAGUUAUAUUUUGAAACAAUUGAGUCGAACCUCACACAGAAACAUUGUUCUUUUUGGAAUUUUGACCUACCGAAUGGUGGUAACUGGGCUACGGAUGGAUGUGAAACUGCAUAUAUGAAUGACAGCGUUACUGAAUGCAGAUGUGAUCAUUUAACAAACUUUGCAGUGUUACUAAGCUUGGACGAGAUUACUGAAGAACAUCACGAAAUAAUGUCGACUAUGUCUUUGGUUGGCUGUAUAAUAUCAUUGAUAUGUUUAUUCAUCACAAUAAUGAUAUACAGUUUAGAAUGGAAGAAUCUUACAUCUGAUAAGUCUGUGAUAUUAAUGAUAAUGUGUGUUGCAUUGAUAUUGGCCUAUAUCGCAUUUUUAGCUGGAAUAAACAAAACUCAAAAUAAGGAUGAGUGUACAGCUGUUGCCUUGUUACUUCAUUUUCUUUUCCUGAUUGUUUUGUUUACCAUGUUGGCGGAAGGGAUAAUUCAUGCAGUAUUAGUUGUGGCGGUGUUCCCACAGCGGAGAUCCAUCAACAGAAUUCUAAUUCCUUUGAUAUUUGGUAUUCCUUUUAUGAUAGUUCUUAUUUCUGCAAGUGUCACCAAGUUAGAAGGAUAUGGAACAAGUAAAUUUUGCUGGUUGUCAACGGAAAAUGGAUUGAUAUAUGCUUUCUUUGUGCCAUGUUUAGCUGUCAUUAUAUCGAAUUUGGUAAUAACUGGAUUGAUUAUGAGGAAACUGUUUUCAACACGGGCCACAAUGAGCAAAACAAAAAAAGAAAAGCUAAUAUCUGGAGUCCGAAGUAUUGCCAUCUUAUCACCUGUGUUUGGUCUAACCUGGUUGUUUGGUGUUUUUUCGUUCCAUAAAAGUACUGUUUUGUUCAGCUACUUAUUUGUAAUUUUCAACUCUUUACAGGGCUUGUUUAUAUUUAUUCUGCACGGAAUAUAUAAUCAGAAUGUGAAGAAAUCUGUAAAAAAGAGAGUUUCAAGAAUGAGAAAGGAGAGAGAACUUACUACAUCAAAAAUGACAGAAAGUACAAACACGUGGAAUAUCUUUAAAAAGAAAAAAGAAAAGAGUUCUGGAACAUCAAACUUUUUGUCUGAAACAGGUUCAUCCGGGGCAGCUGUUGCAAAUCCAGGAUACAGUACGACAACAGUCGGACGAGAGGAAACUUCUGUUUUUGUACAGAAGAACAUGACGGUUGAAGAAGCAUCUAAUGUUAAGGAUGAAAGUACUAAUGUGCAAUCUGUUGUAAAUCCAUUGUACGAGGUACCGUGUGAUAAUAGUCGAUUGUGAGGAGAAAGCUGCUGCUUAUUUACAGACAAGAAAUGGAUUGAAAUAGAAACGUUUAGAAUGGUUAACUAAUCGAGAAGAGAGAACUGAAAGUGUCAAAAUGAUUGAAAUAAUAUAUGCAUUGUGCUUUUUUUAUCUCCAUUGCCCAUAGAAAGUUGUGAAAAUUACUGAAUUUAAUGUCACAAUGGUUGCUAUUUCAGUUUGUACAAUUAUUUAACAUAUUUUUCAUUUAGUUCUGAACGAUAUUAAGUGUUGUCUGAGGGUGCAAAGUAGUUAACAACAUAACAUAUAACAUUUGUCAUACGUGUUGUUAUCAAUAGUUCCCGGUGUUUUUUAUUUUUUUCUUAGCGCUAUUGAUGCUGAGAUGUUGAUGAUUUUUCCAAUUACAAAUGCUGUUACAUGUUCAUAUAAAACAGAAGUUCAGACACAUGAUGUAUACUAGUUUAUAAUAAACAGUAUAUUUUCCUCUUUUCAUAUUUUGUUCACAAUAUGUGUCCAUAUGUGUCAAUAUAACUCUAAAUGAUCACAAUGUCAUAUUCAGGCCGGUUUCUUUCUGUUUUCGGUUAAUAUUUGUCAAUAUUCAUCACAUUCUUUUUAUACCUGAUUUCAUAAUAUAAUCUGCUUAUAUUUGGCUUCUUUCAUGUAAACAUGAAGAAAUACGCAAAACUUUAGCGUUGAUUUAUUUUAAACGUUUUACAAUAGUGACACUACUGCUGCAGUUAACUUCAUAUUAUCAUUAGUAUAUCAUUAUAAUACUGUUUCUUGACUGUCUAUUUCUAAAUAUUAUAUAUAACACCAUUUAUAUGGCUGAUGAAAGUUUUAAUAAAAUAUUCAUAUUCGUAA
Mytilus californianus (California mussel) is the source of this 5912-nucleotide messenger RNA. Its product is annotated as adhesion G protein-coupled receptor F5-like. The transcript has 39 exons. Lineage: Eukaryota; Metazoa; Mollusca; Bivalvia; Mytilida; Mytilidae. Bases 267 to 5072 code for a protein of 1601 amino acids. Gene Ontology annotation, biological process: cell surface receptor signaling pathway; negative regulation of angiogenesis; adenylate cyclase-activating G protein-coupled receptor signaling pathway. The record is from RefSeq and is a predicted model, not a curated record. Gene Ontology annotation, cellular component: membrane. Gene Ontology annotation, molecular function: G protein-coupled receptor activity; calcium ion binding.